Molecule: messenger RNA, 945 nt
Organism: Heterobasidion irregulare TC 32-1
Lineage: Eukaryota; Fungi; Basidiomycota; Agaricomycetes; Russulales; Bondarzewiaceae
Exons: 3
Coding region: 1-945 (314 amino acids)
Biological process (GO): lipid biosynthetic process
Molecular function (GO): oxidoreductase activity; iron ion binding
Source: RefSeq, a predicted model, not a curated record
AUGGCAAACCACACCGCCAUCCCUCACAACCUCUGGACCGACUAUCCGUUUUAUUAUACCCCCAGACCGUCCGUGCUUCCAGGAGUGUCAGACCAGGCCCUCGCACUUGCCGCGCCUAUAAUCGCCUACUGGGUGGCAUCUUUGGCUUUUCAUGCCCUUGAUAUUUCGGAUUGGCGAUGGCUCGACAAGUAUCGCCUGCAUGAUUCCACAGAGGUUGCGUCGCGCAAUCUAGUUACCCGGACAACCGUGGUCUGGGCCGUUCUGCUGCAGCAAGCGAUCCAAACGGCGUUGGGUAUCUUCUGGAUGUCGGACGAGGGGCACGAAGUGAACCAUGCUGCAGAGAUGCAGCAGGUGGCCGCACUCAUCGCUCGCGUGUCCCCCAUGAUUCUCGGGAAUAGCGUCGCGGAGAGUUGGCUAAAGUCGGAAGCACAUAGGCUUACUUAUUUUAGCUACUGGUGGUUCAUCCCUGCCAUUCAGUUAUUAUGGGCCAUGUGCAUUAUGGACACAUGGCAAUACUUUCUACAUCGCGGAAUGCAUGUCAACAAAUUUCUCUACAAGCACCUCCAUUCUGUACACCAUCGCCUCUAUGUUCCGUACGCCUUUGGGGCUCUUUACAACCACCCCCUCGAGGGGUUCCUUUUGGAUUCCGUCGGUGCCGUGCUUUCAGAGACCCUAUCUUUUAUGACUGUCCGACAAGCCGCAUUCUUUUUUGUGUUCUCGACGUUCAAAACCGUCGAUGAUCAUUGCGGAUACAGCUUGCCCUUCGAUCCACUGCAGUGGAUAAGUGGGAAUACUGCUGAUUACCACGAUAUACAUCACCAGGUCAUCGGCAUCAAGUCCAACUUCUCGCAGCCAUUCUUCGUUCACUGGGAUAUGCUGCUGGGCACACGUAUGACCAGAAAAGAGAUCGAACAACGCCGAGCCAAGACCCGGAAGGCAGAAUGA